CCACUUUGAAUUCUAUAAACAAUAAACAAAAUAAAUAAUAAAAUAAUUAUUACUAAAACAAAUAAUGCGAAACACAAGAACAAAAAUGAAAGCCAAACACCCUGCUGCUUACAAGUCUCCUACUGAUAAUCAAUUGAUGGAUUAUAUAUAUUUACCAUCAGCAUCAUCAUCAUCGGUAUCGUCGUUAUCGUCGAAUUUAUCACCAUUAGCACCCCCUUUUACUGUUGAAAGAUCUAACAACCCUAACAGUAAACUUAAUUCUAAUCAAAACCCAGAUUCCGUUUGGCCGAAUUAUCACUCUCCUUUAACUACCACUACUACUACACAAGGAUUUUUGACCGAUUCCAUAAGGACCGCCACUACGCUUCCGUAUGCUAAUUCGACGCCGAGUCCUCAUAACGAUUGGUCUUCUAUGGACACUAGUUUUAAGUUAGGGAGGGAACCGAUAAACGGCAAUUUGUUUAAUUCUAGUAUUUAUUUUAACCCUUUUAAUGCGCCGAGUACUACUAAUAAUUGGAUUUCUAACCCGAAACCGAACAAUGCACCCGCAAGUCAUAAUUGGUCUUCUAUGAACUCUAGUAUUAAGUCAGGUUUGGAACCCGUGAAUCAGCCUGCUGACCAUUUGUUUGGCGUGAAACCUAAUAAUUUAUUACCGACAUCGUGGAACUUUGGUGAUGAAAUUGAUGGUGAUGAUGGUCCCUUGAAUCUGAAUCCCAACUAUUUAGAUUCGUUUCGUGAUGAUGUGCCUUCUCAAGUUGAUUAUGGAAUGAGCUUGUCUGGGUUGAAGUAUAGUGGACAAGUCGAUGGAUCACGAGGAAAAGAUAAUUCUAUGUUUGGAGGAGGGUCUGGUUUCCCGAAGGAGAAGAAUAUUGGGUCAUCAACCAUUGGGAAGUCAUUUGAUACCUCAUUUUCUGCAACAAAUCAUGGGUUCAAUUCUAAUGGGUUUUCUUCAGAAGAUACAUUUACAUGGAAUGGACAGUCCUCGUCUCGUUAUGCAUUUGAGACACAACCACUCAUGAAUGAUACCUCUAGUGAUCACAUAUCGACAUCAAUGACAAGGUCAUCCCCUUCUGUUGUCAUAAAACCUCCGGCCACGCUUUCUUCCUUUCCAGCUCAGGUUGCAGUUUCUACCAAAAGCAUAGAGAUCAGCACUCCAUCGAAAUAUAGCAAUAAGAGUUUGGUUACCCAUAACCCCUUGAAAGAAAAGGAGUCUCAUUGCCCAUUAGGUUUUGAAGCCAAAGAAAGUAACAUAACUUCAAACCUACUGAACCUUGAAAUCCAUGAGCCCAACAAAGCUGUUACUGAUCGGCCGAACUUUGAGUUUAAAGCAACUUCGAAUUUUCAAUUUCCUGAUAUCAAUAUCAAGAAAGAUGUAAAUUCUGCUGCAAAUUUAUCAGAGAAUCUAGAUCAAAGUUCCUCUGAGGAUUCUCCGUGUUGGCAAGGGGCUCCCACUCAAUUUUCAUCACCCAGUUCUUCAAUAGCGGAAUCUUCUCAGCUUCCUACGAAAAAACUACAAAAAAGCAAUGGUGAGGAUGUUCUGUUACCUGAGAUGAAUAUCCAAACAACUGAUGGAACCCUGGACCAAAAUAAGGAUGCCACUGCAGCAACUGCUGCUACUUUUGUGGGAGCUGAAAUGUUGGAUAUGGAUUUGAUUGUCAAAGCACUGAGUAAUUUCUCAGAAUUGCUUUUACUUCAGUGCUCAAAGGAUAAAAAUGGACUUAAGGAGCAAGAUCAUAAGACCCUUGAUCAUGUCAUUGGCAAUCUUAAUAUGUGUAUGUCUAGGAAACCCCAACAAGUGGAUGCUUCACCUAGUUUUUCGGAAAGGAACAAUACUCAGACUGCUAUAGAUAUUGAGAAAGUACAGAAUAUUUCUCUGAGGGAGGAUGAUCUACCGAAAGAUUAUAACAUGAUCCAGAUGAUUAAAAAGGUACUUGAUGAGAAUUUAGAUUGCAAGGAGGAUCUGUCAUCUGAAAGUGUGUUAUACAAGAAUUUGUGGCUUGAAGCUGAAGCAGAGCUGUGUACUUCCAGUUAUAGAGCCCGUUUUCAUCGUGCAAAGAAAGAGAUGGGCAAGUUAAAAGCAUCAGAUAAUGCUAAAGUCCUUUAUGUAUCUGAAGUUACUUCUGACACAAAGAAAAUUCCAAGUUCUAUGUCCUCUUCUAUUGCCCUGAAAUCAAUGCCCGAAACUGCUGGUAGCAAGACCUCAAACACCCAUUCAGUCAAUCCUUUGCCACGUGUUGAUGGGCACAUUGAUGAUACUGAGAGUUCAGUCAUGGCUCGUUUCAAUAUCCUGAAACAGCGUGGAGAGUCAAUUUCUGUUAGUCUGGAGAAGAAAGAACCUGUAACUGUUAAAGCUUCUGGGACUGAAAUUCAUAGUUCUGGAGUGGCCAGGGAACUGCAUUUGUAUAAUCACCUAGGUGAAGCAGAUGAUGCUGUGGUGAUGAAUUCGCAUGGUAACCAAAGAAUGGAUUACCCCCUUGCCAUGGGAACGGAUGAUCUUGAGCAAUCAGUUAGGGCUAGAUUCAAUAUCUUGAAACACCGAGGUGAGACAGAUCCUGAUAAUCUUGAACAUGAAGUGUUGGCAGAUAGCGCACAUGCUGGAGUCUCAGAAGAGGAAAUAGCUUCAGGCUCUGCUGGUGGAUCAAGCCUUAUGCUGAAUCGGUUCGAGUCUGGGUUGUACACUACGUAUAGUGCAUCCUCAGACUGGGAAUAUAUCGAGAAAAAAUGAGUUCAUUUAAUGGCAGAACUUUGUGUAUAUAUUUGUAAUAUAUGUGAUUAAACCGGAUCAAGAUUGUAUAAAUUUGGUUCUGUUUUUAACUUUGGAGGUUCGUCUAAACCAGUAGAAGCUUCUGGAAGUUCAGACACAAAUUAUGUAUGAAGCUUAUGAACUCGGAUUAUGUAUGAUUAAUUGUCAGGUAUUCAUUAUGCUUGACAAUCAUCGGUUGCAAAUUGUUUGUGAUCAA
Molecule: messenger RNA, 2960 nt
Organism: Erigeron canadensis
Lineage: Eukaryota; Viridiplantae; Streptophyta; Magnoliopsida; Asterales; Asteraceae
Exons: 7
Coding region: 65-2725 (886 amino acids)
Source: RefSeq, a predicted model, not a curated record